Molecule: messenger RNA, 1906 nt
Organism: Aspergillus alliaceus
Lineage: Eukaryota; Fungi; Ascomycota; Eurotiomycetes; Eurotiales; Aspergillaceae
Product: aspartic peptidase domain-containing protein
Exons: 1
Coding region: 143-1396 (417 amino acids)
Biological process (GO): proteolysis
Cellular component (GO): fungal-type vacuole
Molecular function (GO): aspartic-type endopeptidase activity
Source: RefSeq, a predicted model, not a curated record
AAACACGCCCCACCACUAGAUAGAAUAGGUACUUAUCCUACAUCUCCACUCAUUUAUAUAAAUUCAAGCUCCAUCGACUCGUUAUGCCCACAGCACAACACAACAAACAUUCAUAGUUUCAAUCUCUACUACUACAGUCAAGAUGAAGCUCUUCCAUCUAUCACCAAUUCUUCAUUUCGCUGCCCUCAGCUCGGCUUUGACUCUUCCGUUGAACCAUCGCCGACGCUGUGAAGAGGAAAAGUCCCACGAUGCUCCCCUCCUCGCAACCCUAGGCGGCAGCGUCUUCGAUGUUGACGUAACUGUCGGCGAGGAUAACCAGACCUUUAAGUUGCUCGUCGACACAGGUAGCAGCGAUACAUACAUCAUGCGGGACAGCUUUACUUGCAUCAAUGCCACUGAUAAUCAGAUCAUCGCCCCGGAAGACUGCAACUACGGCCCAGAAACAUACCACAUCUCGUCAAGCUACGAGCAAGUCCCCAACCAAACAUUCGGAAUCGAAUACGGCGCCGGUUUAGCUAGCGGUGUUAUGGCCUACGAGACCAUCACCAUAGCGAACGUCACCGUACGUACUAAGCUUGCAUUCGCCGACCGCUCUAACCCGAUGGGUGACGGGGUGAACAACGGGCUUCUUGGCCUGGGCUACCCCAGCUUGACAUCGGCUCAUCCGGGCACGUUCAGCCCUAAUAGCACCUUCUUCUAUAACCGGGCCGUAUACAGUCCCGUCUUCAACGCCAUGUACGAGCAAGGCUUGGUAGAGGAGCCCUACUUCAGUAUCGCGCUGGCCCACACCUCGCGCGACAGCACCGAGGCGUUCGGCGGCUACCUCAGCCUGGGCGAGCUCCCACCAGUGGAACUGACGAGUGAAUUCAGCACCGUCCCUGUGGAAAUCAUGGACGCCGUUCCGACAAACUUUACCUCCGAUAAGCGGCAGAUCUCCUACUGGGCUUUCACCACCCCGGCCGUGAAAUACGGACCGGCGGAAGAAGAGGAGGAUGCCCUCGUGGUCGACAACACCCCCUUCCAACUCUUCAUCGACACAGGAAAUGAAUUCUCUAUUCUCCCCACUGCGGUCGUAGACCCGGUCAAUGCGCAAUUCGAGCCUCCUGCGGUUUACAAUGACGAGCUGAAGGCUUACAUUGUCGACUGUGACGCCAAGCCACCUGUGUUCGGUGUGGUCAUUGGAGACCAGACCUUCUACCAUGCUCCGGAAGAUCUCAUCUACAAUACUGGGAAAGGUUAUUGCGUCUCUGGUUUGAUCCCCUCUGAGAAGAAUGGAAGGCCCGGCCUUGUGAUCAAUAUUCUGGGAGUGCCCUUCUUCAAGAACGUUGUUGCCGUGUUCGAUUUUGGAAAAGACGAGAUGCGGUUUGCCCAGGUCUCAAAAAGAUAUGUCCUUUAAUGAGGUUGAGGGUAUGUGACGUUCAGGAUCGGUCAUGAUUACGAUGCGUGAUUUGUUAGUGUUGAAUAAUAUAGUGCGUGGACGCAAGUAUUUCUACCGAAUCAAGUCUUCUAGGCAGUGUUAAUAACCUUCCCCCGGCGCUUGACGGCACGCUUUUUCUACCCUUUUGGUGUACUAGUUUACAUGAACUGGCCGCUUGCGAAUAGCAUACUUCCGUAAGCGACUAUUCUCUGGACCAGUCGGCGAUCUGUGGCAGAUAAUUUCUAAACAAGCCUGCAGUGUCAUAUACCCAUUAAACCAGUCCCCCAAGCCAGCAAGGCUGCAUGAGCUAUUAUCUCCACCAUAAGGCAGUGCAGUGCGAUACUCAUAUGGUCAUGCUACAUAGAAUAGGGUCUGGCUAUUUAGUGGCUUUGGGCUUACCCGAAGGGAGCUGUUGCUUCAGCUGCGGUCAUGAUGUCUGAGUAAAAUUUCCUUGUGAUGUUAUCUAGGUAAUAUCGAGCUAAGAUAUGA